This is a messenger RNA of Lolium perenne, 1804 nucleotides long. Its product is annotated as high-affinity nitrate transporter 2.1. The record is from RefSeq and is a predicted model, not a curated record. Gene Ontology annotation, molecular function: nitrate transmembrane transporter activity. NCBI's taxonomy places the organism in Eukaryota, Viridiplantae, Streptophyta, Magnoliopsida, Poales, Poaceae. Gene Ontology annotation, biological process: transmembrane transport.
AUGCAAGAUUCAAAGCAUAAGCCACACACCGCCAUUGCACUGCAAAGCCAAGCUCAAGAGGCAACAGAGCAGCUGCUAAGAAGAAGCAUAGCUAGCUCUAGUUAAGAGAGAGGGAUAUGGAGGUGGAGUCCCGGGCUCGGGGGGAAGAGGCGGCAGCGAGCAAGUUCACGCUGCCGGUGGACUCGGAGCACAAGGCCAAGUCAUUCAGGCUCUUCUCCUUCGCCAACCCCCAUAUGCGCACCUUCCACCUCUCGUGGAUCUCCUUCUUCACGUGCUUCGUCUCUACCUUCGCCGCCGCGCCGUUGGUGCCCAUCAUCCGCGACAACCUCAACCUUGCCAAGGCCGACAUCGGAAACGCAGGGGUGGCGUCUGUGUCCGGGUCUAUCUUCUCCAGGCUUGUCAUGGGCGCGGUGUGCGACCUCCUUGGCCCGCGCUACGGCUGUGCCUUCCUUGUCAUGCUUGCUGCACCCACCGUUUUCUGCAUGUCACUCGUUGACGAUGCUGCCGGGUACAUCACUAUUCGUUUCCUCAUUGGUUUCUCCCUCGCGACAUUCGUGUCGUGCCAGUACUGGAUGAGCACCAUGUUCAACAGCAAGAUCAUCGGCACAGUCAAUGGGCUGGCCGCUGGGUGGGGAAACAUGGGCGGUGGUGCCACGCAACUCAUCAUGCCGCUCGUCUUUCAUGCCAUCGAGAAGUGUGGCGCGACACCCUUCGUCGCAUGGCGCAUCGCCUACUUCAUCCCGGGAUUGAUGCACAUCGUUAUGGGUUUGCUUGUGCUCACCCUCGGGCAGGACCUCCCAGACGGCAACCUCAAGAGCCUUCAGAAAAAGGGUGAUGUGAACAAGGACAAGUUCUCCAAGGUCUUAUGGGGCGCCGUCACCAACUACCGCACAUGGGUCUUCGUCCUCCUAUACGGCUACUGCAUGGGUGUCGAGCUCACCACCGACAAUGUCAUCGCCGAGUACUACUUCGACCACUUCCAUCUAAGCCUCCGCACCGCUGGCACCAUUGCCGCCUGCUUUGGCAUGGCCAACAUCGUCGCGCGCCCCAUGGGUGGCUACCUCUCCGACCAUGGUGCACGCUAUUUUGGCAUGCGUGCCCGCCUCUGGAAUGUCUGGAUCCUUCAAACUGCCGGUGGUGCCUUCUGCCUCUGGCUUGGGCGGGCCUCAGCCCUCCCCGCCUCUGUCACCGCGAUGGUCCUCUUCUCCAUUUGUGCCCAGGCUGCAUGUGGCGCCAUCUUCGGUGUCGCCCCCUUCGUCUCUCGAAGGUCCCUCGGCAUCAUCUCUGGCAUGACUGGUGCUGGCGGUAACGUGGGUGCAGGGCUCACCCAACUUCUUUUCUUCACUUCGUCGCAGUAUACCACUGGUAAAGGGCUCGAGUACAUGGGCCUCAUGAUCAUGUGUUGCACACUGCCCAUCAUGCUCGUGCACUUCCCACAGUGGGGCUCGAUGUUCUUCCCCGCCAACGCUGACGCCACUGAAGAAGAGUAUUACGGGUCCGAGUGGACAGAAGAGGAGAAGAAGACUGGGCUCCACCUCGCUGGCCAAAAGUUCGCAGAGAACUCCCGCUCAGAGCGUGGCAGGCGCAACAUCAUCCUCGCUGAAGCCACGCCGCCCAACAACACUCCCCAAUAUGUAUAGGACCUGUUUUCGUAUCUACAUAGGUACGUACAGUCAAGUGUCUCUAGUACAUAUGAGCUACUAAGUUUGCGUUUCUCAACCCGAGUGAUAAUGAAACGUGUGGAUGUAUACGCUAGGGUAUGUGACAAUUUGGAUACGAAAUUACACGAGCGCGUUUGAAUUUU